CCCUCCCAAAGUCCCAACUGAAUCAAACCGUUUUUUAUUUUUCCUUUUUUCUUUAAUUUCUUUAAUUUACUUUUGUAUUUCUUCUUUAAACUCAUCGCCUACAGCCUACAGGCUACAUGCCUUCUCGCUCUCCGCUUCCCCAAAAUAAUUAAAUAUAUAAAUAAAAGUAGAAUAUUCUACUCUCCGCCGGCGCCGGCAAGUCGACUUUCUGUCCAAACCUCGCAACUCCUCCCAGACCUCGGCGCGUCGUUUCAAUCCAAAUUUGGAAGAGAUCGAAGCUUUGAGAAAUUAUUGGUAAAUUUAGGGUUUUUGAUGUGGGUUUGCGUUUUUUGGAUGAUUUGCUUUGAGAGCGUUUCGGAGCUUUUUCUGAUUGGAGAUAAAUUUGGCAUUGGCAAUCGAUAAAGAUUUAUUGCAGAGAAAAGGAUCUUUCUUUUUGAGGAGAUGGUGUUAUUCCUUUGAAUUUUGGGGUGUACAUGAAUGCCAAGGCUGUCAAAUGUGCUUUAGCUAUGUGAAAAAUUGUGUCAAUGUGGUCUAAUUUAUGUAGUGUGGAUGGAUGUAUGUGAGUCAGAGCAAGCAUUGCGGAAGCACACGGCGGUGGUGAGCCCAAGACCACCGUUGGUUCCGGCGGAAAAGAACAAUGCAGUCACCACCCGGCGCCCUCGGACGAGGGAAGUUAGUUCUAGGUACAAGUCACCUGCUCCGGCAACGCCUGCCAGUCCCCGGCGUUUCCCUUCUCCAAACGUCACAAGAACAGUUCCUAUAUCUUCCCAUUUGGUACCUAAGAGAGCCCAGUCUGCUGAGAGGAAGCGGCCCUCCACACCCCCUUCUCCAUCAUCUAGGCCGUCUACACCAGUCCAUGAUUCAGCUGCCGAUAUACAAUUGUCAUCCAGAAGGAUAGGGAAUGGUCGGUCACCGGAGAGCUUAUGGCCUUCCACAAUGCGUAGUUUGAGUGUUUCAUUUCAAUCUGAUAGCAUAUCAAUUCCUAUCAGCAAGAAGGAGAAACCAGUAAGUACUCCAUCAGACCGCACUCUACGGCCGUCAUCGAAUGUGGCGCACAAGCACGUGGAAACACCUACCGUUCCAAGAAAACCCACGCCAGAGAGGAAGAGGAGUCCUCUUAAAGGAAAGAAUGCGCCUGAUCAGUCUGAGAAUUCUAGGCCAGUUGAUGGUUUACAUAUCCGAGUGAUGGAUCAGCAUCGAUGGCCAAGUAGAAUUGGUGGGAAUUUAUCUUCCAAUGCAAUGACUAAGAGCGUGGAUCUCGGUGACAGGGCAGUCAAGGCUUUCAGUAACCCAGUUCCGGGAAUUGGGUUAUCUUCGAUGAGGAGAAUGGUUGCAUCUGAUGGUAUGGGAAAACUUUUACCAAAGUCUGCUAGUGAUGCUGCGCGGCUAUUAUCGCUUGAUGGAAGUUCUAGAGUAGGAUUUGAGGCAAAUUCAAUUGAUGAUAAUACACUUCGGGUACUUGGACCUCACAAGUCUGUUUCUACAAGUUUAUCAGAUAGAACUACAUUAAUAACACCUGUAGUUAGAUCUCAAUCUUUGCCUACUCCUAUUGCACGGCGACCAUCACCUAGUAGGAACUUAGUGGUGUCAUCUUCUUUUGGUAAAGGUGUCAGUCCAUCUCGGACAAGACCUUCAACUCCUCCUUCUCGGGGGAUUAGUCCAUCUAGGAAUCGCCUUGCCAAUUCUUCUGGUCAAUCCCAUACUACUACUUCUGUGCUCAGUUUUAUUGCGGAUGUUAAAAAAGGAAAAAAGAGUGCAAGCUACGUAGAAGAUGCUCAUCAGCUGCGGCUGCUACACAAUAGAUAUUUGCAAUGGCGAUUUGCAAAUGCCCGGGCAGGGGCUGUACUUUAUAUUCAGAAAGUAACAACAGAGAGAACUUUAUUUAACGUUUGGAACGCUACACUAGAACUGUGGGAUUCAGUGAUCAGGAAACGGAUCAAUCUCCAACAGCUGAAGCUAGAGCUUAAGCUGAACUCAGUUUUGAAUGAUCAAAUGGCCUACCUUGACAAUUGGGCUUUACUUGAAAGCGAUCAUAUUGAUUCUUUAUCUGGGGCUGUAGAAGAUUUAGAGGCAAGCACUCUCCGACUUCCGGUAACUGCAGGGGCACGGGCAGAUAUUGAAUCUUUGAAAGCUGCUAUUUGCUCAGCAGUUGAUGUGAUGCAAGCAAUGGGAUCAUCUAUAUGCUCUUUGCUCUCAAGGGUGGAGGGCAUGAACAGUCUGGUUUAUGAACUUGCUGUCGUGGCAGCACAGGAGAAAGCCACGCUUGAUGAAUGUGAAGCACUACUUGCUUCAAUGGCAGCUAUGCAGGUUGAGGAAUACAGCCUUAGGACCCAUCUCAUACAAAUGGAACAAGAUUGGGAGAAGGGUAAGCUGAUCUUGGCAAUCAAGACACCUCCUUGACCCUGACCGCCGCUAAGCUAACAACUUACCGCCUUGUCUCUUCCGCAGAUACGACUUACCGCCUUGUCUGCCUUGGUUCAUUGCGAAUGUAUAUUUAUUUUUUAUUUUUAUUUUCUUUUUUAAUCUUCGAUGAGAAUUUUUAUUGCGUUUUAUCUCUUUUUUUCUUUUUUCUUUUUAUUUUCUUUCCACUACAAAAGAGCUAUUGGCUCCAUCCUUCCACUUGUAAUUUUUGUAUUAUGCAAAUGAAAAGAAAAUGCAAAGGAAGCAAAAAAAGAUUGAAAUUAAAUGUAGAAGUAGAGUUAAAAGGGGGGAAGAUUAGCAAAGAAAUUGUUUUAGAAGCAAA
This is a messenger RNA of Corylus avellana, 2743 nucleotides long. RefSeq names its product AUGMIN subunit 8. The record is from RefSeq and is a predicted model, not a curated record. Gene Ontology annotation, biological process: spindle assembly. Gene Ontology annotation, molecular function: microtubule binding. Gene Ontology annotation, cellular component: cytoplasm; nuclear microtubule. Lineage: Eukaryota; Viridiplantae; Streptophyta; Magnoliopsida; Fagales; Betulaceae.